Messenger RNA from Apis dorsata (giant honeybee), 639 nucleotides. Its product is annotated as transmembrane emp24 domain-containing protein-like. NCBI's taxonomy places the organism in Eukaryota, Metazoa, Arthropoda, Insecta, Hymenoptera, Apidae. The transcript has 2 exons. The annotation marks the transcript as partial. Gene Ontology annotation, cellular component: endoplasmic reticulum-Golgi intermediate compartment; COPII-coated ER to Golgi transport vesicle; endoplasmic reticulum. Gene Ontology annotation, biological process: Golgi organization; intracellular protein transport; endoplasmic reticulum to Golgi vesicle-mediated transport. The record is from RefSeq and is a predicted model, not a curated record.
UUAAAAGAUAAUUUAAUAAAGUUUUAUAUUUUAUUUUUUAUAUUUUUAGGUCUUACAUUUGAAAUAGCUGAAGGAGGAUUUUUAGACAUAGAUGUAAAAAUAAUUGGUCCUGAUGGAAAAAUAAUUUAUCAAGGUGAUCAAGAAAGUAGUGGUAAAUAUACAUUUGCUACACAUGUUCCUGGUGUUUAUACUUAUUGUUUUGGUAAUCAAAAAAGUAGUAUGACACCAAAAGUUGUAAUGUUUAAUAUGGAUAUUGGUGAAAGUAAAAAACCUAUUGAACAAACUUCUGAUGGAAAAAGUGCUGAUUCAAACCAUAGCAAAAUAGAUGAUAUGAUUAAAGAAUUAAGUACAAGUUUAUGGGGUGUGAAAAAUGAGCAAGAAUAUAUGCAGGUUAGAGAUCGAAAUCAUAGAGCUAUUAGUGAAAGCACAAAUUCUCGUGUAGUUAUGUGGGCAUUUUUUGAAGCUAUGGUUUUGGUUUGUAUGACAAUAGGACAAAUUUUCUAUUUAAAACGGUUUUUUGAAGUCAGAAGAGUUGUCUAAUUAAAGAUAUACAAUAAGAUAAUACAUUGUACAUUCACAUUCAUUGUACAUUUUUUAUGUGAUUAAGUUAUAAUAGAAUUAAAAAAUUUCAACAUUUUG